CGGGGCCGGCCCGGCCGCCCUCCGCUGCCGCCUCGCUGCUCGCGGGGAGGCCGCCAUGGACCGCAACCCCUCGCCGCCCUCCAGCGAGGCGGAGGAGGAGGAGGAGGGCGACGCGGUGGGCAGCACGGUGUACAGCAAGCACUGGCUCUUCAGCAUCCUCACCCGCCUCAUCGAGGUCAUUAGCCCCGAGAAGACCGAGCCCAGCGCGAACCCUGAGGAAAUCCAGACGGAGCUGGACGAAGAGAUGGAGAACGACAUUUGUAAAGUGUGGGACAUGUCGAUGGAUGAGGAUGUCGCUUUAUUUCUUCAGGAGUUCAAUGCCCCUGAUAUAUUCAUGGGAGUUUUUGCCAAAUCCAAGUGUCCUCGCCUGACUGAAAUCUGUGUGGGAAUAUUGGGAAAUAUGGCCUGUUUCCAAGACAUAUGCAUGUCUAUUAGUAAAGAUGAGAAUCUCGGCCAAGUGUUAUUGCAACGUUUGUGUGAUUCAGAUUCUCCAACUCUGCUGGAAACAAGCAGGUUGUUGUUAACUUGCCUCUCCCAGCCUGAGGUGGCCAAUGUUUGGGUUGAGAGAAUCCGAGACAGCCCUUCGGUGUAUGACUGUGUUUGCUUUAUCAUGUCAAGCUCUACAAAUGUUGAAUUGCUGGUAAAAGUGGGUGAAGUCGUGGACAAACUCUUUGAUCUAGAUGAAGAGCUAAUGUUAAACUGGAUUAAAAGUGGCAUGUGUCAGUCUGUGGGACCGUCUGUAGAUGAUUCCCCUGAAGAACUUCCAGAUUUUAAGAUUGUGCCUUGUAUACUUGAAGCAGCCAAACAAGUCCGCUCAGAUAAUCCGGAAGGACUUGAUGUUUAUAUGCAUAUCUUGCAGCUCCUAACCACAGUGGAUGAGGGCAUUCAGGCUAUUGUGCAGGCUCCUGAUGGAGGAAAAGAAACUUGGAGUUUGCUUUAUGACCUAGUUUGCCAUGAACUCUGUCAGCCAGAUGAUCCACCGAUCAUUGUGCAGGAGCAAAAGACUGUAUUGGCCUCUAUUUUGUCGGUGCUAUCUGCUAUGUUUGCUUCACAGACAGAACAAGAAUACAUCAAGAUGAGAAAAAAUAUGCCUCUGAUUGGGAGCUUGAUUCGUAUUUUACAAUACAUGGAGGGCUGCGGGAAGAGAUCUGUUGAUAACUCAAAGGAAUCUGAACAAGAAGAGACUGGAAAAGGUGACCUAAAUGAGGAAGAUUUCCACUUGAAAAUUUUGAAGGAUAUUUGCUGUGAAUUGCUUUCCAAUAUGUUUCAAGAACUGACCAAGGAAAAUACAUUAGAAGGACUAAACCAGGGACAUUUAAAUGAACAGACGUGUUCAUGUGCAUUCCAGAACCUCUUGCCACUCUAUUUUGCAUCAGUGGAGAGUUUCCUUGAAGUUCUGCGUGAGGCUGAUCAGACACUUGCUGAAAAUCUAGAAAAACGUUUCCCAAGCCUGAAGGUCCACACCUAAGACUGUACAUGAAAUACUUUCCUUUUUUGGAAUGAAGAUUUUUGACUGUUCAUUACAGUGUUUCAGAAAUCAGUUUUUCAGUAAAUGUGAAAGAAUGAGUUAGCCUCCGAACCAACAGGUGACUUUUAAGAAAUUUUCCAGUUAGACCUGAUUAAACUAGGGAUAAUCUGGUCUGCAUGGGGAAGGAAACUGUUGUAAAUUCUGUUCUGCACCUUCCAUCCUGUUUGCUCUGGUGACGAGAGACUGUUGAUUUCUAGUUGCUCUUUUGUGGAGUAGUGUUGUUUGAAUAACUCCUGAUCUUGUGCUUUUUAACAUAUGUUGAAACAACAGAAUGGAUGAAAUGCACAGAGUUGUUCUUAACGUGAUGAUGGCAUUUUCCAAGUUGCUGCUGGCAGGAGGAAAAUUGAUCAGGAAAUCUCAGAUAUCCUUUGGCUAAGCACCUUCAUGCACCUGAUGAAAACAGUUAAAUUACACAGAGGAGAGGGGUUUCCUUUUUUUUCUUUUUAGAUCACAUCAGUACCUUGAGCAGGUAUUUUAACAGAUGUUUCAUCCCGCACCUCUAAAAUCUUUACCUGUCUUUGAUUGAAGCAUUUUUUGCCCGGCGGCUCUGAGUUAUGACAUCUAGGCCCAGCACAUUUCAAAGGAUUUGAGAAUGUGGUUACCAAAGGUCUGUGCUGCAGCUUCCAGCCCUGGCAGCCAGCUACCCAAAGUUAAGAGUUGUAGGAUGGCUUGGAUUUAAUCCUUGGCAUACUUGCAGACUUUUUGCUUUUUUAAAGCAGCAAGUACUUCAGUUUAGGAAGACAACAUGUAUCAGACAGUUCUUUCCUCAUUCACAUGUUUUAUGAGUCAUCUGUGAAUGGCAUUAGAAAUGCCAUGCUAGCCUGACUUUUCAGGGGAGUUAAGAUGUUAAGUCAAUUGCAGUCAGUUAAUUCAGUGUAUGGAGUCUUCUAAAAUGCCACUUCUAAUCACAUUACAUUUUAACUACACUACAUUGUUAUAUCCCUGCAUGCAGUGCAGCUAGUAUUCUUUUCUGUGUGUGUGAGCAGCACAUCAGCUCCAGCUGUUGCUAUAAAGCAGAGUGCAGAGCAAUUGGUCUUCAUCAGCUUUGGGAUGUAAAGGAAAAGUGGAAAACAGAGCAUAGGGAAUAACUUAAUACCAUUAUGCACACGUUCCCUUGUUCCCCAUGUUUUUUAUACGUUUAAAUGUUGUGCUGGGCCCUGUUUUGUUUGCCCUGAGUUACCUGUACAUGUGGUAAAAUACAGUAUCUGUAUGUAUAUAUAGCCUUUUCAUCCAAACUUCUAGUUUUCAAAAAAGUACAAUUUAAUCUUUUCUUUGUGCUGCCAGAAACUUCUUAGUUGUUGGCAGGGGACUUAGAAUUUAAAAAGUCUGACUUGUGUCACCAAAAAGAAUUGCAGUGGUUUCUAUCAAUUUUUGUAUGCUGUGUUUACUGGAGAAAACUGGUAACUGUGAAUAGAAUGACAGCAUUUUUCUUACUACUUUGACAUUUUGGGAUAUUUUCUUAAACCUACAGAUUUGUAAUAAAGUUUCUUUAAAAAAAAAAAAAAACACAAACAAACAACACUGUAUGCUUUUAUUCCUUCCAAGUGUCAAUUAAAUUUGUUUUCUGAGCUACUGGAAAUGUCUGUUGCUGUCUUGAAAAUGUCAUUUUUAAAAGGAAAAUUGAGCCUCUUCAUACUGUCAUUGUGCUGUAAAAUAUAUUGUCCUUUAUUUAAUAAUC
Messenger RNA from Anas platyrhynchos (mallard), 3206 nucleotides. It is a transcript of the gene SAAL1, whose product is annotated as serum amyloid A like 1. NCBI's taxonomy places the organism in Eukaryota, Metazoa, Chordata, Aves, Anseriformes, Anatidae. Gene Ontology annotation, cellular component: nucleoplasm. Gene Ontology annotation, biological process: positive regulation of synoviocyte proliferation. The record is from RefSeq and is a predicted model, not a curated record.